AUGAUUCUCGGAGUCACGUCCACAGAAUCUAGAGCUUUCUCCCAAGCUACGGGAUUUCACGAUGACGUUGUUCAGUACGAAGAUAUGACUUCUAGUCUCAUCAGCACUCUCAAAAUUGACGCCACUGCUAAGGUGGUAUUGUGUGACUUCGGUGCCCGGGGUGACACCUUUCAACUUUGGUUCAGUGCACUCAAGCCUGUUUGCAAGACCCUCAUUCCACUCGGAAUCGGCGACACACCGCAGACAGAGUUGCCACAGAAUCUACAUAAUAGAGCCGCCCGAAAUGCUUCUUUGGGUAAUAUCCAAGUCAACGCUUCUGAUCUUGCAACGAUGGCAAUGGCAUCAAUUGGGGAGAAGAAUUAUAAUCAAGAACUGGAAGAGGCCUGGAGAGCAUUCUUGGAUUCUGGGGCACUCCCCGGGUGA
Penicillium cinerascens is the source of this 423-nucleotide messenger RNA. RefSeq lists its product as uncharacterized. The transcript is spliced from 2 exons. NCBI's taxonomy places the organism in Eukaryota, Fungi, Ascomycota, Eurotiomycetes, Eurotiales, Aspergillaceae. Bases 1 to 423 code for a protein of 140 amino acids. The record is from RefSeq and is a predicted model, not a curated record.